UCUUUACUAUUGUCUUGUGUGAGCUUCGGUGGCUUCUAAAGUGAAAAAAUAACACUUUUUUUAUUAAUUCAUUAAAUUACCAAUUAAUUUUUUUAUAUAAUUUAAUCAAAAAUUACCAAAUUGCUGCCUGCCUGCCUUGUAGAUUCACUCAUCUUGGAAUGAGAAGUAGCAAUCCCAUAUAUUCAACGGCUAACUAUACCGAUGUACAGCUCAAGGAACAGGGUAAUUGCCUGUUUGCGGCACGAAAAUAUGACGAUGCAAUCAAGUGCUAUACAAAGGCAAUUAUUAAGAAUCCCGAUGUUGCAACAUACUUCACCAAUCGAGCGUUGUGCUAUUUAAAGCUAAAACGAUGGGAUCUAUCUUGCCAGGAUUGCAGACGGGCCCUGGACAUCGAGCCGAAUAUGCUGAAGGCCCAUUUCUUUGCGGGACAAUCGUUAAUGGAGAUGGAAUUGUACGAUGAGGCAAUUACACAUUUGCAACGGGCCUACGAUUUGUCCAAGGAACUAAAGCAAAAUUUUGGUGACGAUAUAACAUCACAGUUGCGCUUGGCUCGGAAAAAACGUUGGCGUGCCUUGGAAGAUAAACAAAUAUCCCGGGAAAUUGAGUUACAAUCAUAUAUAAAUCGCCUUAUCAAACAGGAUAUGGAGAAACGUUUGUCCAAACUUUCCCUUGAGCAGGCGGAGAACUGCAAUGAGCUGGAGUUAAAGGAAAAACAACAGGAAAUUGAACAACAAUGUGAUGACUAUGUUAAGGAGGUAAACAAUUUAUUUGCCAAGGUCGAUGAAAAACGUCGAGAACGUGAUGUGCCCGACUAUUUGUGUGGUAAAAUAAGUUUUGAAAUUUUAACGGAUCCUGUGAUCACACCAUCUGGCAUAACCUAUGAACGUAAAGAUAUUGAGGAACAUUUGCAACGGGUGGGACAUUUUGAUCCGGUAACACGUGUCGAAUUGACACAGGAACAACUGAUACCCAAUUAUGCUAUGAAAGAAGUGGUCGAGUCGUUUAUUGCGGAAAAUGAAUGGUCCUUGGAUUAUUAGCAUGUGUUGAGUAUUCGUUUCGGACUUCUGAUUUUAUUGUUAUAAUAAGAAAUAUGUCCCCCCUCAAACUCCCUGAAAACUAUUUAUUAUAAACACUUUUGGCCAAAAACCCAGUGAAUAUUAGCCAAUAAGAAAGGGUUUUCGAAAUAUGUAUAGUUUGGUACAUACGUUUGUGUAAAUGUAAUUUUUGAAUCUUACAAAAUCGGUAUUUAGAUUAUCUAAUGUAAAAAGGAACCAUAAGGCAGACUUUGCAAAGGUAACCAGGUAAUCUAAAAAAAUGUGUGAUAAACAAUUUGUAUUGAAAUUAUUUUCCCUAUGAUUUUCGUUAACUAAUGAUGAUGAUUAAGAGAAAUAAAACCUUCAUAAAAAACUA
Molecule: messenger RNA, 1410 nt
Organism: Musca domestica (house fly)
Lineage: Eukaryota; Metazoa; Arthropoda; Insecta; Diptera; Muscidae
Product: E3 ubiquitin-protein ligase CHIP-like
Exons: 1
Coding region: 159-1037 (292 amino acids)
Biological process (GO): proteasome-mediated ubiquitin-dependent protein catabolic process; protein polyubiquitination; cellular response to misfolded protein
Cellular component (GO): cytoplasm; Z disc
Molecular function (GO): ubiquitin protein ligase activity; protein-folding chaperone binding
Source: RefSeq, a predicted model, not a curated record